AAAGAAGAGUUCAGGCCUUGGACUGAGGAGGAAUGUAGAAAUUUUGAACAUGCACUUCUAAUCCAUGGGAAAGAUUUUCAUUUAAUACAGAAAAAUAAGGUGAGAACCCACACAGUAGCUGAAUGUGUAGCUUUUUAUUACAUUUGGAAGAAAUCGGAGAGAUAUGACAAUUUUGCCCAGCAAACAAGAUUUGGCAAGAAAAGAUAUCACCAUCAUCCUGGCGUAACGGACUACAUGGACAGAUUGGUAGAUGAAGCAGAGGCACUUGGAGGAGUUGAGAAUCCAUCAGCCUUAACCUGCCAGAAUAGGACAGAGUCCAUCCCUGACACCCAGCUUAACAUUCUGAAUAUAACUGCUAAUGACCUUACAGCGCUGACUCACAGCGUGGCCAACGUAUGCAAUUCUACAGACGUAAACUGUUUAAAUGACGGCUUCCCAUCGCUAGAUGCAUUGCCUCGUGGCCCAGUGAACCACGUGCCUGUCGGGACAGAAGAUCUGCUCAACUUGCCCAGCAAUGGCGAAAGUGAUUGCUUUACCUUAUUUGAGACUGGAUUUUAUCCUCCUGACCUCAACUCAGUAAGCUUAUGUAGUGAGGAAACUGAGAGGCCGGCAAAAAGGAUAAAAAUGGGGAUCUCCGUCCCGGAACCCUUCAUCAACGAUGUGUCUGUAAAUAACCUAAGUGUGGACUUUGACAACCAUUCGCACCAUAUUACCAGUGCCAAAAUGGCUGUAUCCAUGGCAGACUUCAGCAGUCUUUCUGCUAAUGAAACAAAUAGUUUUAUAAGUUCGCACACACUACACCAUACAGCCCUGCAGUCGGAGUGA
This is a messenger RNA of Staurois parvus, 825 nucleotides long. NCBI's taxonomy places the organism in Eukaryota, Metazoa, Chordata, Amphibia, Anura, Ranidae. The record is from the annotation of a GenBank genome assembly.